AUGUUCAGCGACAUGCAAAAAUAUGGCGCGGCCUUCACGGCUGGAGGCAUCUUCUUCAUCUUUCUGGGAAUCAUGACCUUCUUCGAUUCCGCUCUUAUGGCGUUUGGAAACAUUCUCUUUCUGAUCGGAAUCACCCUGCUGAUCGGACCCCAGAAAACGCUGGCGUUCUUUGCGAGACGCCAGAAGCUGCGAGGAUCGAUAGCGUUUGGGCUGGGAAUUUUCCUCAUUCUCAUCAAACGGCCCUUCAUUGGCUUUGCUAUCGAGCUGGUGGGCAUUCUGGCGCUAUUUGGCGACUUUUUCGCCGUCAUUGUCGCGUUUCUACGGUCCAUGCCCGUCAUUGGGCCUAUUCUCCGCCACCCCGCCGUGGCUCCCGUCAUUGACCGACUUGCUGGAGUCCGAAUUCUCCCCGUCUAA
Molecule: messenger RNA, 414 nt
Organism: Yarrowia lipolytica CLIB122
Lineage: Eukaryota; Fungi; Ascomycota; Dipodascomycetes; Dipodascales
Biological process (GO): retrograde transport, endosome to Golgi; endoplasmic reticulum to Golgi vesicle-mediated transport
Cellular component (GO): Golgi cis cisterna; Golgi membrane; endoplasmic reticulum
Source: RefSeq, a predicted model, not a curated record